This is a messenger RNA of Oryctolagus cuniculus (rabbit), 3358 nucleotides long. Its product is annotated as disintegrin and metalloproteinase domain-containing protein 29. The record is from RefSeq and is a predicted model, not a curated record. Gene Ontology annotation, cellular component: external side of plasma membrane; sperm head plasma membrane; plasma membrane. NCBI's taxonomy places the organism in Eukaryota, Metazoa, Chordata, Mammalia, Lagomorpha, Leporidae. Gene Ontology annotation, molecular function: metalloendopeptidase activity. Gene Ontology annotation, biological process: proteolysis; male gonad development.
GGUAGACUAGCUGUGGCUCCCAUUUCUGACUUUUUUGGACCAAUGUUUUUAUAGCUAUAGCUGUAUAAUGACUUUGAAUGAAGCUCUCUUUUACAUGAGAUUCCUACUCCUGCUAAACUGGCUUGGGGUGAUUCUGUCCUUUUGUGGACACAUCCAGGCGGAGCAGCCCCCAAAUCAUAAUCCCCCAGAGGUGGUCAUUCCUUUGAAAGUAACUGGCAGUGCCAGAGGCAAAAAGUCUCCAGGCUGGCUCUCCUAUAGCCUGCGCUUUGGGGGCCAAAGAUACAUUGUCCACAUGAAGGUCAAGAAGUUUUUGCUGUCCAAACACCUCUCAGUGUUCACCUAUACAGACCAGGGUGCUCUCUUAGAGGACCAGCCUUUUGUGCACAAGGACUGCUAUUAUCACGGUUUUAUGGAGGGGGAUCCAGAAUCCCUGGUUGCUCUCAGUACCUGCUUUGGAGGCUUUAAAGGAAUGUUAUACAUAAACAACAUGGCUUAUGAAAUCAUGCCCAUAGCAUUUUCUACCACAUUUGAACACCUGGUAUAUAAGAUGGAAAGUGAGGAAACACAAUCCCGUACAAUGAGACCUGGCAUUAUACCAGAUGAAAUAAUAGGUCAAGAUAAUGAUCAUUCCACUCUGGAGCAAAGUGCUUAUGUGGGCUGGUGGGUCCACUUUAGGACAAUUGAAAUUGUAUUGGUGAUAGAUAAUUCUCUAUAUACUCAUUAUGAAAACAAUGACUCAAUGUUGCUGGAUGAUCUAUAUGUGGUUACAAAUGUAGCAGAUUCCAUUUAUGAUGUGCUAGGCAUUAAGAUGCUGGUGUUUGCUCUGGAGAUCUGGAAUAAUGAAAAUUUGGUUAUAGUAGAUGAUGUAAGAAGAUCUUUUCAGUAUUUUUGCAAUUGGAAAUAUGCAAAUGUGUUGCCCCGGAUAAAACAUGAUAUGUCACUACUUUUUAUAAACAAGAAUUUAAAAGGAUUAAGCGGCCUAGGGUUAACUGGAGGAAUAUGUGUACCAUAUAAGAGUUGUGGAAUUGUUACUUUCUUAAACAGAACCUUGACAAUUUGUGGAAUUGCCAUGGCUCAUCACAUAGGUCAUAAUUUGGGCAUGUUCCAUGAUGAGGAUCAAUGUGUAUGUGGGAACUCAAAAUGCAUAAUGCAUGCAGAUAACCCACCAACAACAAAAUUUAGCAAUUGCAGUUUUAAUAGAUUUUGGUGGUACACUGUAGAAAGGACAACAUGUUUGCUGGAACAGGACUACACCAAGGACAUCUUCAACAACACACGCUGUGGGAAUGGCAUUAUUGAAGAAGAAGAGGAAUGUGACUGUGGAGCUUUACAGCGUUGUGCAAAAGAUCCCUGUUGUAUGCCAAACUGCACUUUAAUUAAUGGGGCUGCUUGUGCUUCUGGGCCUUGUUGUGAAAACUGCAAAUUCUUACCAUCAGGGUCCGUGUGUAGAAAGAAAGACAAUAUGUGUGAUCUUCCAGAGUGGUGCAGUGGGACGUCUCAUAAGUGUCCAGAGGAUGUGUAUGUGGAAGAUGGAAUUCCUUGUAGUGACACAUCUUUCUGCUAUGAAAAAAGAUGUAGUGACCGCACUGAACAGUGUAGGCGUAUUUUUGGCAAGAAAGCAAAGAGUGCAAAUCGGAUUUGCUACGAAGAAGUGAACACCCAAGGUACUCGUUUUGGUCACUGUGGUAUCAAGGGUGUUACAUAUAAAAAAUGCGAUAUCCCAGACAUCCUGUGUGGAAGAGUUCAGUGCGAUAAUGUGCAAGAAAUUCCACAGUUGAGUGAUCAUACUACUGUGCAUUGGACUCACUUCAAUGAAGUAACCUGCUGGAGUACUGACUAUCAUUAUGGAAUGAAUACACCUGAUAUCGGUGAAGUGAAGGAUGGCACAGAGUGUGGUCCAGAGCAUCUCUGUGUCCACAGGCAGUGUGUCCACAUAUCCAUCCUGGAUAGUAAUUGCUCACCUGCAUUCUGUAAUGAGAGGGGCAUCUGCAACAAUAAACAUCACUGCCAUUGCAACUAUUCGUGGGAUCCACCCAACUGCCUGAUAAAAGGAUAUGGAGGUAGUAUUGACAGUGGCCCAGCCCCAAGGAGACACAAGAUGAAGGUUUUUAAUGCGGGCCUGGUGUUGUUUGUCCUUUUGAUUGCUUGCUUUGGUUGUAUAAUUAUUUUUUGCUCAAAAAGAAAAAGAAAGAAAAGAGUUCACAUUGUACUUCCAGACAAGAAUAACUCUGAGGAUGUGAGUGUACCUCCUGUGUUGCAUUCCCCGAUUCUACCUGGGAGCUCAGGUGAAUCAGUAAAAGUCCCAAAGUCUGUACUUAAAAAGAGUGUCCAUUAAAAAAUUAAUUCUUAUCAUGUUUCUCCUUACUAUUCCUUGUUUUAAAUAAUUUGAAGUUUUAUUUUUCUGAAAUUUUCCUCUUUAUAUUUCUUAGAAAAUAGUGUAGCAUGUGAGUGAUGUACCUUUUUUCUGUUGCUGCUUUUUAGCGUAGUUUGCUCCAUAGCACCACGUUUCCUACUGUAUCAGUCCUCUCCCAACAGGUACCAUAGUCAAGAGAAUGAGCAAGAAAUUAGAAAGUUGGGUUAUGUUUUCUUCCUUUUUAUACAACUAUUUGGUGAAGGUUUCACAAUGGAAGUGAUACAUGAUUUUAAUCAACUCUCUCCUUCUCCCUUAAUUCACUGCAGACCAACAUCAUUAUCAGACCCAGAGAUACCAACAUAAUUGUCUGACCCAUUCUAUUUUGAGUUCUGAACCCCUUUGAGUUCUUUACCAGUGUUCCAAAUCUCUAGUGCCUACUCUGGAGUCCUGAGUUCCUCAUCCUCAUCCAAGGCGUCAGUUCUUACAGUCUUCUAGGUUCAGGGAACCCCAACUUCUUUCCUUUGUUUUUCAGCUCCAGGAAUAAAAUUAUCAUUUUUUAGUUAGUCCUUCUGACUUAGUAGCCGGUUAGUUGUACAGUGCCUUCUAAACUUGUUUUGUUCUUCAGUAGCUAUUUACCGAAUUCGUUAAAUUUUAUCCUAUGGCUUCAAAAUCAUUGCUGUGUUUUCUCUUUUUCUGAUUUAACUCUAUUAGAGCAUUAGCCUUGGAAUAAUGGAGAAAACAGGACUGAAGAGAUCGCAUCCAUUUAGUUCAUUUUUGAUUUCUAAUCAAAAUUUCUAAUUUUUCCUUUUCAUUGCCAUUCACUAUUUUUAGAAAAUUACUUAAACCUUUGAACAGCUGACUUCAAAAUGAGGGCUGCAUCUCUGAUGAUUCAACAUUGCCACAAGACAAAUCCUUAAAGAUGAACACUGCACACUGACCAAUUCAGAAGAAGGAGGUAGACUUCCUGUGGUACCCAUUCCUGACUUCUGCUCUGGACCAAUGUUU